AUGUCUGCCGAAACUCCCGAGACCCCCGCUGUGGGUGGUUCUUUGGCUGACCGCAUCACGAAGGCUGAAGACACGAAGCCCGCCGAGACUGCCACUGAUAACAAUCAAGAUGGAGCUUCUGGUCCCGCGCAGGGCUCAGCAAACCUUGAAGAGCCGGAUUACUCCGUCGAGGUGAAGUUGAGUGAUUUGCAGGCAGACCCCAACAACCCUCUGUUCUCAAUUAAGACCUUUGAGGAUCUUGGAUUGGACGAACGCAUUCUGAAGGGCCUGUCCACCAUGAACUUCCGAAAGCCCUCAAAGGUGCAAGAGCGCGCUCUGCCUCUCUUGAUGAGCAACCCACCCAAGAACCUGGUUGGACAGUCGCAAUCCGGAACUGGAAAGACAGCUGCCUUCGUCCUCAAUGUCCUGAGCCGUCUUGAUCUUUCGGACCAAAUGCGCCUGUCGCCGCAGGCCCUCAUUCUCGCGCCUACUCGUGAAUUGGCCCGUCAAAUUGUUGGUGUUGUCCAAAUUAUGGGACAAUUCCUGGAUGGUCUCACCAUUGGGACUGCUGUCCCCGCCGAUUCCAACGCCCGCCCAUCGAAGAUGGAAGCUGCAGUCGUUGUGGGUACACCCGGUACAGUUCAGGACAUGAUCAAGAAGCGCAUCAUGAACCCCAGCACAUUGAAGGUUCUUGUCCUGGAUGAGGCAGACAACAUGCUUGAUCAGCAAGGUCUUGGAGAUCAGUGCAUCCGAGCCAAGGCCAUGAUUCCCCGUGAUGUCCAGAUUGUUCUGUUCUCUGCCACCUUCCCUGCGCACGUUUACCGUUAUGCGGGCAAGUUCGCUCCCAACGCCAACGAAAUCACACUCCAACACGAGGAAUUGACCGUUGAGGGCAUUAAGCAGCUCUACAUGGACUGCUCUAGCGAGGAAGAAAAGUACCAGAACCUUGUUCAGCUCUACGGAUUGCUCACCGUUGGAUCUUCUAUCAUCUUCGUCCGGACCCGUCACUCUGCCGCCGAAAUCGAGCGUCGCAUGGUCGCAGAAGGCCACACCGUUGCAUCGCUGACCGGUGGUGUCGAGGGAUCUCAGCGUGAUGCCAUCAUUGAUUCUUUCCGUAGCGGAGAGGCCAAGGUUCUCAUCACGACCAACGUUCUUGCUCGUGGAAUUGAUGUUUCCACUGUCUCCCUCGUGGUCAACUACGAUAUUCCCGAAGAGUACACCUCCGGCCAACGUACACACACCCCCGACUUCCAGACCUACCUUCACCGUAUUGGUCGUACCGGUCGCUUUGGCCGUAUCGGAGUUGCCAUCUCGUUCGUUUCCAACCGCGACGAGUGGGAGAUGCUCCGCAAGAUUCAAGCACACUUCCAGUGCACCAUUGAUCGUAUCGACACUAGCGACUGGGAUGAAGUGGAGGAUAUCAUCAAAAAGACGAUCAAAAACACUCGCGCCCAAGCCGGAUUCAACCAGUGA
Messenger RNA from Penicillium olsonii, 1452 nucleotides. The record is from the annotation of a GenBank genome assembly. Lineage: Eukaryota; Fungi; Ascomycota; Eurotiomycetes; Eurotiales; Aspergillaceae.